Camellia sinensis is the source of this 485-nucleotide messenger RNA. The record is from RefSeq and is a predicted model, not a curated record. NCBI's taxonomy places the organism in Eukaryota, Viridiplantae, Streptophyta, Magnoliopsida, Ericales, Theaceae.
AUGGAUGUUAUGGAAGUUGAAAAUUCGGAGCUAAGGUCCAAAGUUUCCCAUGUUCAGCAUGCUCCGAAUAACUUGACAAACACAUCUAAUCAGGUGGGAGAUAUAGUUGUUCUAAAAAGUAUCAUUAGGCCAACAGAAACAGUUGCAAUCGGAGUACUUAAAAGCACAGACGCAUCUAAAGAAGUAGAAGGGGAAGAACUAGGACCUGACUAUUGGGAGGUACAUGUUCAAGUGCCAAUCAAACCUAAUGAGAGCUUGAUCCGAUCAUAUGGACUUGUCAAAACAAUUGGACAAGCUAUUGGAGCUCAUGUUGCUUGGCCUGCUCCAUUUGUGAUUUCACAAGUUAUGGAUGCUAGCCGAGAAUAUUUAUACAAGUGAGGUCGAGAAUUUGGGAACUAAUUUUUUUUUUGAUAAUUUUUCUCUCCGGAAUAUGCAUAUCACUAUGGCUUUUCAGAACUUAUGGUCAGAAUAAUUUUGUUUUAAAU